GGCUGUGGUCCCUGGUUGCUGGGAUGGAUUUCUGAGAGGAUAGGAUUCCUAGAAGAAUGUGGCAACGGAAUUCGGUGGCAUUUAAACUCGAGGCUUCUCAAGAACUCUGUCCGAGAACUCUCGAGCAGCAGCAGCAUCAAAGCUUUGGAAGUUUGCCAUGGCCUUUGGAUCGCGUCAGUACGCGGCUUUUGCGUUGCUCCUCUCGCUCGCCAUCCAAGCUGCUGCUCGGCAGUCGUAUCAGCAAGCUUGCCGCGAGUCGGAUGCCGGCGAUCCAGAGUUUUGCAUAAGCACUCUGGCCAAGUAUGGUUUGGAGGGGAUGGAUGUUGCGAGGGGCGCUCCAGGCCGGUUCGAGCUCAUCUCCUCGGCUCUCAGGGCUUCUCUCGAUGGUGUACACGAGGAGAUUCAGAUGUGCCAGAGCUACGGAGGAGGGACGACUACUUCCAGUGCUCUUACUUCCUCCGACGACGGUGAAUUGGCCAGCAGUAAGUUCCGCAAGGUGGCCAUAGACGACUGCGUGGAGCUGCUCACUGAUGCGUCGGAGAUGAUCGGAGACUCCAUGGGGAGCUCUCUCAGGAACGCCAGCACCUCGAGGCUCAACGACGUUCAUACGUGGGUCAGCUCGGCCCUCGCGUACCAGACGACAUGCUUGGACGGCUUGAGCCAGAUCUCUCCCGGACAGGACGUGGUGUUUCAGCUGAGCCAAGAAGGAAGUAAAGUUGGGAGGAGGAUAAGCACUGCUCUCGCGUUUAUAGCAACUUUGCAAUCGAUCUCGCCGACCCGCGGCACAAUUAACGACGUUAGCUGGGUGCCAGAGCUUCUAAAAAAGAAACACAAGAAGGCCGUCACUGCGAAUGUGAUCGUUGCUCAGGACGGAAGUGGACGAUACUCGACAAUCAAGCAGGCCGUGGAGGCUGCUCCCAGCAAGAGUGGCAGUACCUACGUGAUUUACAUCAAGGCCGGGACUUACAGGGAGACAGUUUCGGUGCCAAAAUCCAAGACCAAUCUCAUGUUUGUUGGCGACGGGAUUGGGAAGACCAUCAUCACGGGUUCCAAAAGCGUUAGCGAUGGAGUCACGACAUUCAGGACAUCUACUGUCGAGAUAAACGCGAGAGGAUUCCUUGCCAGAGACUUGACAAUCCGAAACACUGCCGGGGCCGCCAAGCACCAAGCGGUGGCUCUUCGCGUCAGCGCUGACAAGGUCGCGUUUUACAAGUGCUCCUUCGAAGGCUACCAGGACACGCUCUACACUCACGUCGCGCGCCAGUUCUAUCGCGAGUGUAUCGUCUACGGAACCGUCGACUUCAUCUUUGGCGACGCCGCGGCCGUGUUCCAGAGCUGCACGCUUCUGGCUCGCAAGCCGAUGGCGAAGCAGAAGAACACGAUCACCGCCCAGGGACGCACGGAUCCAAACCAAAACACCGGCCUCAGCUUCCAGGACUGUAGCGUUGACGGCACUCAGGAUCUCAAGGGCAGUGGAACUCCAACCUAUCUAGGCCGGCCAUGGAAGAAGUAUUCCAGGACAGUGUUCUUGCGGUGCUACAUGGGGAGCGUGGUGAAUCCGGCCGGGUGGCUCGAGUGGGAUGGAAGCUUUGCGCUCAAGACGCUCUACUAUGCCGAGUAUCAGAGCAAAGGGCCGGGAUCUGGGACCGGGAAUAGAGUUGGCUGGUCGUCACAGAUGAGCUCGUCUGUGGUGGCUAAUAAAUUCACUGCUGGAAGCUUCAUCUCUGGGUCGGAUUGGCUUGGACAGACUAGUUUUCCCUACUCGCUUGGGAUAUAGAAAAUCAGGUACGUCAUAGUUCUACGUGAUAGUGUUCCAGAAGAAGUGUGAAUUGACGGUUGAUUUUGAAACAAAUAAAUUACGACUACUUCAAGAAGUCAA
Molecule: messenger RNA, 1879 nt
Organism: Selaginella moellendorffii
Lineage: Eukaryota; Viridiplantae; Streptophyta; Lycopodiopsida; Selaginellales; Selaginellaceae
Product: pectinesterase
Exons: 2
Coding region: 158-1777 (539 amino acids)
Biological process (GO): cell wall modification
Molecular function (GO): pectinesterase inhibitor activity; pectinesterase activity
Source: RefSeq, a predicted model, not a curated record